This is a messenger RNA of Triticum urartu, 4586 nucleotides long. NCBI's taxonomy places the organism in Eukaryota, Viridiplantae, Streptophyta, Magnoliopsida, Poales, Poaceae. The record is from RefSeq and is a predicted model, not a curated record.
CUUUCUUGUGCCACGGCUCAGACGGUAGGUGGGAAACGGACGGAAUCCAUCCGGACCCACUUAUACAUCUGCCUCCUUCCCCGAGAAGAAUCCACAGCCUCCCACCUGUUGCCUUAUCUUCUUCAAGCUCGCUUGCAGCAAUCACAACGAAGAUGGAAAGCUCUUCCUCCUCCUCCCAGGCCGGCGGUGUGCUCCCGUUGAUCCCUUGUCCAGAAUGCCGUUGCAAGGUGGUGACCUUCGUUUCCCGUGCGGGGAACGGUUCUACAAAUGCGUCAGGAAAGAUGCUAGGCUAUGUCCGUUCAUGAGAACGAUGGACACCUACCUGCCGGAGCUCACCCGUGUCGGUUUAGCUGAGCCACAGGUGCUGCAUCACUCCAUGGCCAUGCACCAAUCCGCUCCAGUUCAGCGUAGAUCCAGGCGGGAGCAGGAGUUCAUCGACGGCAGCCAGCGGGAGAUCCAGCCGGACCAUGCAGCUGUAAGGCUGCAAAUGCAGCAGGCGAACCACAACCCCCGUGCCCAAGCUCCUUGCUGCUCGUCCGACACCCAGCGCACCUCGAUGCUGCUGGCUGGAACCAACUUUAUCCUUGUCGUCGCCCUGUUGUAUUUAAUCUUCGGCCAGCCGCGCGGUUAGGCUUUCAUCAGCACUAGUGAUGUAUCAACAGUUCAGUCGUCGGUCUAGAUCUUUUGUCUUGUAAUCGCACUCUCUAAUUUUCUGUUCAAAUCUAUCCCGCCUGUUACCAUAAUUAGCACGCCAAUUGCUCAGUGUGCCGUAUGUGCCAAUGUGUAGUAUUUUUAAUAUAUGUUUGCCGUCCUGUUCUAUUUUUUGUUCUAAUUUUGGUUGCAAGUUAUUACUGUGGGAAUAUUUCUUAUUUGUUAACACAUGAUGCCGCAUAGGUCUUCCAUUUUCUUAAUUUAUUACUGUAUCGUGUUGUCACGUCAGCGCAUCCGAAUCAAUGGACCCACGAACGCCCAACCUCCUAAUUUACUGCCAAAGCCCAGCCUGAAUUUACUGCCGCCCCUUCACUACCCAUCCGCCCAGUCUCCACACCCCUGCUCAUCCAUAUCCUCAAGCUCUCAUCCAGCGACUCGCCCUUUCUCUCCCUCACCUGCCGUUCUACCUCCCGGUGGAAAACUCCGGCGCGUAGAUCUACCCACAUCGCCGGCGAUUCUGCUUGCGUCUCCCGGAGUGGCGGCUCAUUCAGCACCAUAAUGUCGGAUGAUGGCGUCUGGUUUGAUGUGGCCAUCACGACCCCUGAUAUUCCGGUACCCACAUGGGAUACCAAAAAUUUUGUGAACAUCUUCUGGCCAAAACUUCAGUAUUUUGUUCUCAGCCAGUACAAUGGCCCGUCGGUGGGUGCUAACUUUGCUCAUUGUCCAUGCACUGAAUUUGAGAUUUAAUUUCUGAUGCAGUUGGAGAUCAAGCAUUCCGCCAAACCCAAUGCUCUUAACAAGAUAUCACUUGUACUCAUCGAAACUCUGCAUGACCUCCACGACGUGCUUGACAGAUAGCCGUGAUGUGGGUGAUUGCAGCAAUGGUCGUUCAGCACUGUGUGCAGACUCUUCGCUAUCGGUUUGAUGUUUGUCAUCCUCCGUGUCCGCCGCACAGCUUGCCUCAUCCGACAUUAUAAAGACUACUUUGGGGAUGGACAAAAAAGGAGUUCACAGUCUGGGUGCAGCUGAAGAUUUCCUUAAGAGGGAUAUUUCUGAAUCAUCAAGCAAGCUCGAGAAGGAUUGCUUCCAAAUUGCCUUCGUUAUUUUUGUCAUGGGUCACGUCCUUGCGCCCAGCACCAAGCAUGAUUAUGGUAGUAUUGAUUUUUGGGGAGCGUUGGUGGACACUGAAAACAUAGGCCAAUUCAAUUGGUGCGAGUACGUGGUUCAAUGCAUGCUUGCUGGUGUUAGGAGGAUCAAGACUGAUAUUAGGUCCGGCAACAUGGCAACCAACCUAGUAGGAUGCCACCUCUUCCUGCAGAUUUUCUUGCUGGACAACCACAAUCUCUUCAUGAUGAAUAAGCCACACUCGGUGCUUCCUAGGGCCAGUGUGUUUGAUCAAGACUCAUUCCGUAAAAUGAUAAUCCAUGCUACUGAUGUUGGGAAGUCUACCUCAUCUUACGCGAGUGCUCCGAUACGAUACUACUCCCUUGUGUGCUAUGCUCGGUCCAAGCAUGGUGAGGUGGAGAAGUCAGACUCUAGGCACACCGCAAAGUCGCCACAGCGGCCAGCUACGUCCUGUGCUGGUAGCUCUGCCAAGUCCAGUCGCAAAGACCUACCCAGCCCAUCUCAUGCACCCCAUUUGAUUCACGAGAUGAUGCCGACCACAAUAUGCAUGCUUGGACCUUCUGAUUUCUUGAAUUACCUAAACAGGCAGUACCCUCACCUGGCUAGUGAUGAGAUGACAGUCCUACUGAAGGAGUUAAAUGCUCGUUGUCUAUCACACAUUACAACUACGCGCAGGCAAAUCCAGCUUGAGAUGAUGAGGUUCGCCGACAAGCUGUACGGUGCAAGGACUCGCAUAUGCACUUGCUGUACAACACGUGCACAUGCAGUCCCCCCCAGAGCUACGUCUGCUACAAAAGAUGGUGGCGUUACUACUCCAGCAACAACUCCUUUUGCAGGCCGCCGCCUGGAGUUAUCGCCAUGUGAAGGGAUUACUUCCACAAGCAAGCGAACGAAAACUGUGCGUACCCAUCAAUGCCCAUCUGAACCAAGGAUGGAGUCUGCGCUCAGGCACGUCCUGCAAACUCUCAAUUUGUUUGCAAAGCAGAACCUAAAUGGAAUUAGUGAACUAUAUAUCGACCUCCCGAACGAUGCUACAACUACCAUUUUCGGCCAGAGGAGCAAUGAUCUUCCCGGAUGCAAGUAUGUGUCUCGUCCUGGAUUCGAGACAAACCCCUGGUGUAGAGGAGUUGUCACGUGCCCUCCACAACCUGGUGUAGCUCACCUCAUUCAACAACACUUGUUGAACGCUGAUGGAACCGAGCUAGCAGGGAACUUUAUUGUUCACGAGGAACCAAGAUUUAUCAGGAUCACCAGCUUUGUCAUACCCGAUCAGCUCACUGGCAACAACAUAAUUGGUCAUGAAUUGAUGUCAAUUCUUUUUCGGCGGUUUGCUCAGAUCGAUUGUGAUGCCGAAACCGAGAACCCAUUCUUAAGAUGGAGGCACCCACUUGAGCCUGAACUCAGAACUAUGGUGUUGUUGGAUUCUGACUUCUUGCACACAGUGUCGAUACAGAAGCAGCUUUCCGCGGAUUCUCUGAAGUAUGAUCUAACAUCCACCCAAAUGUUCAUCACAGCUGUACCACGGCCCGAAGGUUGGAUGGUCAUAAUAUGGGACAUGUAGCUAAGAGUAAUUAAUCUCCUUGAUCCGCUCUACCAAACAAAUGCAUUAGCUCCUCCGCAUAUAGACCAAGACGAAGCAGCAGCCUGGAAGCUCCACAGUGCAUUAUUUGCAUGCCUCCAUGAAUUCUAUGCUGGGUGGCCAUCAGUCAAGGAGAACCGGCGAAUGAAGCAUGAACCUAUGACAGAUGUCACAUUUUCACCCGCUGAAUCUGGUGUUUGCGCCAUACACAUAGUUCGACAAUUCGACGGGGAGAAGUUGAAGUUACCACUUACUAAGGCAUAUAUGAUGCUCCAACCGAGCUCUGGGACAUCCCAGUCUGCGAAGUGAUUACGGAGGACUUUCCGAAGCGCUUUUAGUACCAGGGUCGUGUUACCCUCAUGUUUGACACUCAUCUCAUCAUCAUGGAUGCUUGUCUCUGCUGGAUCCAUAACAACAAUAGUUUUCUCCUCAACGUCCAUAACAUAAAAGGAGAAUCCAUCCAUCAACGGUACAAGAAGGAACAACUGCACAUUCGCAAAAUUCGAAGCAAUCAUGAGUCGGGGAUUGCAAUACAUUUCAUGCAGUUGGAAUUUCAUGACCUAGGCCGGCUCUCCCAGGGAACACACUACCCAUCUCACCCUUCACAUCAGGCCUUGCUAUCCCAAUUGGGGAUCACUAUCCAGCUGGACUCAACGGUUAUCACAGGCAGCUACGUUAAAUAAAAUCUUAGUGAGAUUCUCCAUACAUCAAAGAGUCUCUGCUCCCUGCGAGUCCAACAAGUGCAUUCGUCAGAAGAUUGUUCAUCUAUCCACUUUGGAUUACAAAAGUAUUAUGAAUACAGGCCCGUCGCUGAACGUACCCCUCAUUGCUGAAGGCGUAACCAAGUCAAGGUCACAAGGGUAGAAGUCGUCCAACCUGCUCCCCCAUGCCUAGCAGCAUGAACUGGUGCUUCACCACCAAACACCGCCGUUGCCUCCUUGACCUGCUCGGCUGUGGCUACACAAAACAGAGUCAUGCAUCAGUUAGUCUGUUGCCACGCUUCAUCAAUUUCUAACACAACGGCUACGUCCUUACUGCUUAUACUCACCGUUCUGGUUGUAAAGUGUCUGGUACAAAUGAGCAAUCCCAUUAUCCAUGUGUACUUGCUUGUUUGCCUUCUGUUCCUUCUCUUGCUGGCAGAGUUUUGCUAGUUCCGCAUCUUUCUGCUGCUGCUCAAUUUCUUCCUUCUCUUGUUCCUCAUGACAUUUCUUCGCGAACUCUAUAUCCUUUU